CGCGCGGUGAAGAUAACAACAGCUGUGUUUACAAAUACAACCCGUCGUUGCCAUUCUGCGACGCCAAUUCACAGCACGAGAAAACACUUUUUUAUUACUAUGCUUGUGUCGUAUCGGGAAAGAAAGGGCUCUAGGAUGAUGUGGGUUUUGGGCGUGUUGUUUUGCCAUCUAGUUGUGGUGAGAGCAGGUUGUGAUAUUGAUAAAUCCGUCACCAACCAGACCGAGAGGAACCUUCAGACCAAUUUGCUUCAGAAACUUAAACCGAUUUUUGGCGUGAGUGCCAAAGAACUCACAGAUGUAAAUGGAAAUAAAUAUGAGUUCACAGUGUGCGAGGGUGUCAGCGGGCAGCCACCUGAUGUGGGAAUGGUUAUGACGAAAUCUGGUAACAAGCCAGUUGUGCUCGGAAAGAACAGCAGGGCCCUAGUCUCAAGUCAAGAUAACUGGCUGAUGCUUACCUUGCUUGGUGGCGAAAACUACACCAGCUCUUGCAACAAAGAAGAGCGGAAAGCACACAUCAUGUUUGUGUGUGAUCGCCAGCAAGCUGAGUUGGAAAUUCACACUGUUGAGAUGCUGAAUAUCAGUUCUUCAUGCUACCUGCUGUUUGUUGCUGGACACAAAAGCAUCUGUGCCCCGACACCUGAUUCUGGCCUGAGUGGAGGAUCAAUCUUUCUCAUUAUAGUUCUGGUGACAUUCUGUGCCUAUUUCACCUUUGGUUUCUUCUACCUUCGGUUAGUGCGUGGUGCAAAGGGUAUUGAACAAAUCCCCAAUCGUGAAUUCUGGUUUACAGUUGGCAACAAACUGGCUGAUGGUUGUGGUGCUGUGUGUCGAUGCGACCAGUACUGUGGUGCUGGAAGACCCCCAAGCUCCUAUGAUGGGUAUUCGCCCAUUGAGGAACGUUUGGCACAGGAUCUUCAGAAUACAGACAGAGACUCAGCUCUCCUUAGUCCUUAGGAAAAUCUUUUCUCAUUAUUGUUUCAGAGGUAUUAGUUAGAAUUCCUCAUUUGAAGGAUUGAAAAUUGUUAUUUUCCUUUUAGGAUGUUGGCACAGAAUUAUAGCAAUAUAAUAUGAAUAAUGUCAAAUAUAUUGUGCAUAUAAAAAGUAAAAAGCACC
This is a messenger RNA of Penaeus monodon (black tiger shrimp), 1110 nucleotides long. RefSeq names its product cation-dependent mannose-6-phosphate receptor-like. Gene Ontology annotation, biological process: protein targeting to lysosome. The record is from RefSeq and is a predicted model, not a curated record. Gene Ontology annotation, cellular component: trans-Golgi network; Golgi apparatus; endosome. The coding region runs from base 100 to 951 and encodes 283 amino acids. Gene Ontology annotation, molecular function: protein domain specific binding. The transcript is spliced from 6 exons. NCBI's taxonomy places the organism in Eukaryota, Metazoa, Arthropoda, Malacostraca, Decapoda, Penaeidae.